AAAACUAGAAGAUGCUAUUCAUAAUGUUAAAGAUUCUCAAAAAACACUUAUAAAAGCAUGUCUUCAGGCAGCUAAAAAAGUUGGUGAAGGCAAAAAAGGUAUCAGGUAUGAUAUAAAAUGGAUUUAUCAGUGUUUGCUGUUAAGAAUAAAAGGACCUAGUCUGUAUGACAGCUUAAGGAACAAUGAAACAUUACCUUUACCUUCAAGACAAACACUGCAAAAAUAUAUCAGUUCAUUCGAUAACUCUUUUGGUUUUAAAAAAAGUAUUUUUGAUGGAUUAAAAGAAAAAAAUUCAUCUAAGCCACGAUAUGAACGAAGAGGUGUAUUAUUGAUUGACGAAAUUGCUUUAAGUAAAAUGGUGACAUUUGAUCAAAGAACACUUGAUUUUGAAGGAUUUGUUGGUUUAGGAAAUCAUACACCAACCAGCCAAAAAGGACAAAUAGGUGAUCAUGCUUUAGUUUUCAUGUUCCAACCUUUUCGUGGUACUUGGGUGCAAACACUUGGUUGUUUUCUUUCUAAAGGAGCAACUCCAUCUGAUGCUUUGAAAGAACUAACAUUAGAGUGUAUAGCAAAGCUCGAGGAUGCCGGCCUUCUUGUCGAUGCUGUAACAACUGAUGGAGCAUCUUGGAAUAGGGCUAUGUGGACAAAAUUUAAUAUUGGUGAAAAUCACAAUUUUUGCUCACAUCCAUGUGAUGAUAACAGGAAAUUAUGGUUCACCUCAGAUUUUCCUCAUUUAAUAAAAAAUUUGAGAAACCGAAUUUUGAGAAAAAAUAUUUAA
Molecule: messenger RNA, 778 nt
Organism: Aphidius gifuensis
Lineage: Eukaryota; Metazoa; Arthropoda; Insecta; Hymenoptera; Braconidae
Exons: 2
Coding region: 356-778 (140 amino acids)
Source: RefSeq, a predicted model, not a curated record